UCUCUCUCUCUCUCUUCUUUUCUUUCUCUUUCUCUCUCUAGACAGUCAUUUUCUUUCCCGGAAAAAAGAAAGUUCUUUCCUUGCACGAAUUCAUGUCGGAAAAGGGUAGGCCACUACCAAAAUUUGGUGACUGGGAUGUUAAUGAUCCUGCUUCAGCCGAGGGAUUUACUGUGAUCUUUAACAAGGCUAGGGAUGAGAAGAAGACAGGUGGCAAACCUGAAUCCCCAGGGAAGGUUGAUUCUAAAUCUACUAUCAAGUCUCCAGCAGAUCCCGCCAAACCUCAGUCUAAAAAAUGGCUUUGCUGCAUUCAAGACCCACCUGCAGAAUCCUGAGAAUGUCCUCCCAAUGUAACUUGCUUUCCGCAGAAGAUCAUAUUGUUUGUAUAACUAGCUCCACCAGAUUUUUACAUACGAAGAUAGGAGCUUUAGGGCAGUGGAUGGGCUGAUGUUGAAAUUUAUUCUGUGCUGCAAAAUUGCGUUGUGGUGGGAGGAGUAAAGAAGAAAAGGAGUUUUAAAAAAAAAAAAAAAAAAGAAGAAAGAAACACCUAUUGUAUCUAUAUCUAUCUAUAUCUAUUGGCUGAUGUGGUGAUUAUAUUGGAGGCAAGUUUGUUUUUAUCUUUUCCUUGACUGUACUGUAAUCUUCAUAUAUUUGCUUGUGACAUUCCCUUUUCUUGUUUCUACUCUUGUAUUCACUAAAAUUGGUUUUGUUUAUGAAUGUUUUCUUUUUCUAAAGAAGUAUAUUUUGAGAGUUCCUUUUAUA
Molecule: messenger RNA, 759 nt
Organism: Morus notabilis
Lineage: Eukaryota; Viridiplantae; Streptophyta; Magnoliopsida; Rosales; Moraceae
Product: RPM1-interacting protein 4-like
Exons: 3
Coding region: 93-332 (79 amino acids)
Source: RefSeq, a predicted model, not a curated record